GCAAUCGCUAACUCACUUCUCCACCACCAAAACAGAGCACAAAACAAAAACAAAAGCAAGCAAAGCCAAAUUGAAGGAAAAAACAAGGGAAAAAAAUGCUGGGGAGCCUUCAAUCAUACUCCACUCACAAAACUAUCCAAGCACCGGGUCUCUCUACACUCUGCUUUCUUUUCUUCUCUCUCAGUUACUUUGGUCAUCUUGUGAAAGCUCAUAUCUUCAUCUAUGCUGGAUGCUCUCAGGAAAAGUACGCACCAAACUCCCCAUUCGAAGGUAACCUCAACUCUUUUCUAGCAUCAGUUGUUAGCUCGUCCUCUCAAGUCUCUUAUAAUACGUAUGCUAUUGGAAAUGAAAGUUCAACGCCGCCCGAAAGCACUCUAUACGGCUUGUACCAGUGCAGGGGUGAUUUGCAGACAGCUGACUGCUCGAGAUGCAUGGAAAGUGUUGUUAACCAGAUAGGCUUGGUUUGUCCGUACUCUUAUGGGGCUUCUUUACAACUAGAAGGCUGCUAUUUAAGAUAUGAGCAUGCUAAUUUCUUGGGGACGCCUGAUACGGGUCUCAGGUUCAAGAAAUGCAGUAAAAGUGUUAAUAACGAUGUUGAGUUCUUUAGGCGUAGAGACGAUGUUCUAGCUGACUUGCAGGCGGCUAUUGGUUUCAAAGUCAGUUCAUCAGGUUUGGUUGAAGGGUUUGCUCAGUGUUUGGGGGACUUGAGCUCGAGUGAUUGCUCUUCUUGCCUUGGGGAUGCUGUGGGGAAAUUGAAGAGUGUAUGUGGAUCAGCUGCAGCAGCUGAUGUCUUCUUAGGGCAGUGUUAUGCUCGUUACUGGGCAUCUGGCUACUAUGGUGAAUUCUCUCCAGAUUCCUCCCACGAAGAUGAUAUUGGAAAAACAGUUGCCAUAAUCGUCGGUGUAUUAGCAGGUCUAGCCGUUCUCAUUGUUCUUCUCUCAUUUUGCAGAAAAGCAAUGGAAUCAAAAUGACAGAUUAUAAGCAACCCUGCUCGAAAGUUCACAUUGGGAAAGAGAUGUGGUUUUCUUUUUUCAUGAUUUGAGAACCUAAUUAGUGUUGGUUUUUUCAUAUUACGGUGGCAACUUUGUCACCUGCUUUUUGUCAAUUUUAAAACGUUAUGUUCUUUUCUACAAAAGGAGGCAAUGUUAUCUUCUGGUAUAAAAUAGAGACCUAAUCUCCAUCAACUUUCAAUA
Molecule: messenger RNA, 1193 nt
Organism: Theobroma cacao (cacao)
Lineage: Eukaryota; Viridiplantae; Streptophyta; Magnoliopsida; Malvales; Malvaceae
Source: RefSeq, a predicted model, not a curated record